GAAACCCUUAUUCUUGAAUUUGUGCGCUUUCUCUCUCUUAUACGCACACAUCUCUCUUAUCUUAUACGCACACAUCUCUCUCUCUCUCUCUCUCAGCGACGAAGAAGACGAAGGAGAGUACUCUAGGAAGAAGCUUCGUCUCUUGAAAGAUCAAUCGACUGUUCUUGAAGAGAGCUUCAAAGAACACAAGCUCCAUCGGCUGUUCAAAGCGAUUUCAAAGCGAUUUCGAAGAUUCAGAUCGAUAUCAAUCGGCUGUUCAGAGCGAUUUCGAAGAUUCAGAGCGGCAUGUGCGUUGCUGAACUUGUCGUUGAUCGACAAGAACAAGAUUUCGAUCGGAGCUUGCGGAGCGAUUCCGCUAUUGAUAACGCUAUUGAUGAAUGGAUCGAAUAGGGGGAAGAAGGACGCGAUGACGACACUGUACAAGCUGUGUAUGGUGAAGGUGAACAAGGAGAGGGCGGUGAAGGGAGGGGCGGUGAAGGCGGUAGUGGGGCUGGUGGCGACGGAGCAGAUGGCGGAGAAGGCGAUGGUGGUGAUGAGUAGUUUGGCGGCGGUGGCGGAAAGGAAGGAGGCGAUUGUGGAGGAAGGGGGGAUUGCGGCGUUGGUGGAGGUGAUCGAGGAUGGGUCGCCGAAAGGGAAGGAGUUCGCGGUGAUGACGCUGUUGCAGUUGUGUGGUGAGAGUGUGAGGAAUAGGGGUUUGCUUGUCAGGGAAGAUGGGAUUCCUCCAUUGGCAGCGCUUGCUCAAACUGGUACUACAAAAGCCAAGCACAAGGCUGAAACACUGCUAAGGUCAUGGGAUCAUCAUGACAUUUUAUCUGUUCUGCCUGAAUUCAAUUCAAGUGGUCACUGCUCAACUAGUGCCCGGUUGAGGUCAAUUGCUUCAUAUAGUGGUCGAAAGGAGACUGCUGUUUAUGCCACUGAUGUACAUACUGGGAUGGUAAUUCGGUGCAAAGUUUACAUUGACAACUUCUCCAGGAUCCAGAUAUUUCAUAACUCCAUCAAACUUGACUUAGAUGGGCUUGCUACUCUCCAUGUCCGUGCCUUUGAUGAUGAAGAAAAUGUAUUUUCAUCAUUAGUGGGCUUACAGUUUAUGUGGCAUCUUAUGCCUGAAGCUAAUGGAUUGCCUCAUCACCUUGUUCAUGUUCCUCUAAAGGACUCUCCUCUGAGUGACUGUGGAGGAUUAUGUGGUGACUUAGAUAUCCAAACAAAACUUGAAGAUAGUGGUGUAUUUUCAGAUUUGUAUGUGGUAAAAGGAACUGGAAUUGGCCAUGAGAUUGUUUCUGUGCAUUUGCUUGAGCCACAAUUUGAACACAUGGCAGAUAAGAUUGUUUUAACUGUAGCAGAAGCCAUGUCUCUCGAUCCUCCCUCGCCCGUAUUUGUGCUUAUUGAUGCUACUGUUCAUUAUUGUCUUAAAGUUAUUCGUGGGAAUAUUCCUCAAGGCCCAUAAGGAUGCCACCCUAGUGGUUGCAAAUCUGCAGAGGCAACAGGUUUAUUCAUGAUUGCAUCCCAUUGUUGGCUAGCAGAGUUUAUGCCUCGAAUAAUAAAUGGUAAUCAUUUCGAUUC
Camellia sinensis is the source of this 1560-nucleotide messenger RNA. Lineage: Eukaryota; Viridiplantae; Streptophyta; Magnoliopsida; Ericales; Theaceae. The record is from RefSeq and is a predicted model, not a curated record.